Bombus terrestris (buff-tailed bumblebee) is the source of this 1251-nucleotide messenger RNA. RefSeq names its product methyltransferase-like 26. The transcript has 3 exons. The record is from RefSeq and is a predicted model, not a curated record. Lineage: Eukaryota; Metazoa; Arthropoda; Insecta; Hymenoptera; Apidae. Bases 163 to 831 code for a protein of 222 amino acids.
UACAGCAUAAUUAUAUCUAAAGAGCUGUAAAAAGAACUAUCUAGUAUCAUUUUAUGAUUCUUAAUAAAUACGGACAUUAUUAAAGCAUAAAGCAAAAAUUCAAGCAUAAAUAAACAUUAAGAAACAUUCGGUAAAAUAUUAAUAUGAGUGCAGUAACUAGAUAUGAAUGCAAUUAUUCACUGUGCUGCUAAUCAUAGGUCCAGAAUUAUGGCUGCCAAAAAGCUAAUUUAUCCUGCAGCUGAACGUAACAAAAGUCCUAUUUUGUCAGUUCUUCAAAAAUAUAUUCAGCAUAGUCCAGACGAAACUUUUUUGGAAAUUGCAUCUGGUUCUGGACAACAUAUAGCAUAUUUUGCUACUCACUUUCCUCAAAUUUCAUUUUAUCCUUCAGAAUAUGAAUCAAGGCUAUUCGAAAGUAUUGCAGCUCAUACAAAUGGACUUAUAAAUGUGAAAGACCCUUUAAAGAUAGAUAUUACAACAGAUUUUCAUACUUGGGGCAAUAAUAUCUUUAAAGAAGCCAAUAUUGAUUAUAUAUAUAAUGCAAAUAUGAUACACAUUUCACCUUAUCAGUGUAGUGUUGGUUUAUUUAAUAAUGCGGGUAAAUUGUUAAAGGAUGAUGGUAUUUUAUUUACAUAUGGACCUUAUGCUAUAGACGGAAAAAUAACGCCAGAAAGUAACGUUAAUUUCAAUAAAUCAUUGAAGCUUCAAGAUUCGAACUGGGGCCUGAGAGAUAUUAAUGAUCUGAAGGCAUUAGCAGAAAAGAAUGGUAUUAAGUUAAUAAAUGUUAUUGACAUGCCUGCUAACAAUAAAACUAUUAUAUGGAAAAAAUGUUAAAUAUAUAGUAACAGUGAAGUAAUUGAGUCAGUAAGAUGAAAAAUAGUGUCAGUCCAAAAACCGUAUUUUCAGGUAUUUUAUAAAAUAGCUUCAGUUUCGACAUCAACGUCAUUAAUUUUACAGCGUUGUUCCGAUUUAAACAAAUGAAUGUUCAUAUAUGUCUAACAGCUAAAAUCUAUCAUAAAUCUUAAAUAAUUGAAAUGAAAUCACAUUAAGCUUGCACUGUCUUCCUGUUUUUAUUGAAAUUCUGCAUAAUUUUGCUUCGACUACAAAAUGUAUAUUAAAACUAUUAGAUUUGCAUUUUGAUAACUAGUAUAGUCUUCUUACUUAAAUCUGUAUCUCGAUAAUUAAUAUGUAUGCAAUAUUAUUAUUCUGUACUCUUCAAUAUUAUAAAUAUAUUGUAACCAAUUUUUCAUUCAA